Molecule: messenger RNA, 2490 nt
Organism: Apiotrichum porosum
Lineage: Eukaryota; Fungi; Basidiomycota; Tremellomycetes; Trichosporonales; Trichosporonaceae
Exons: 7
Coding region: 1-2490 (829 amino acids)
Biological process (GO): regulation of DNA-templated transcription; DNA-templated transcription
Cellular component (GO): nucleus
Molecular function (GO): DNA-binding transcription factor activity, RNA polymerase II-specific; DNA binding; zinc ion binding
Source: RefSeq, a predicted model, not a curated record
AUGCCUAGCCCACCGGAUAACGACAGCAGCGAUGAGAUGGACGUCGAGUGCAACGACAUUCUCAGCUCGGAGCAGCAGCCGAGUUCAGGCGGCAAGCAAACCCUCAAGCGCGGAGACGCCUGUCUGGCUUGCCGUCGACGUCGAAUUAGAUGCAACGCCGAGAAGCCUGCAUGUGCGACAUGCGUGCGUCUGAAGAAGCAAUGCGUGUAUGAGACGGGCAAGACCACGAGCCGCAUCGCACUGCUCAAGGCUCGUAUUUGUCAUCGCCGAUGGCCUCGCCUCGCCCGAUGGCCGCCUCCCAGCGCCGCCGCCGUUCGUAUGGCUGACACCUCACCAGCGGAACUUGAGAACCAGCUCCAAACGCGCACCCCCGGUGCCACACCAGCGCCUGAGAACCAUCGCACACCAGCCCCGGCGCCGGCGUCGGCGCACACGAUCAACCCUGCGGCACUGGGUUUCGCCAUUCCAAGUGUCCAAGGCAGCAUCUUCCCAAUCUCGCCUGCGCCAGGUGUGAUUCCUAUGGUAGCCACGCCACACGGCAACCACAGCUCUGGCGCGAGCACUGGUCCGUCAGCUCCCCAGUCACAUGCAGAGUCGCCCCGUUCUGGCCGGCCCUAUGCCCAGUCCUCCAACCCGCGGCCCCCCGGUGAACCUGACCCGCACUUUGAUUUCGACCUGUCGUUCCUCGACCAGCCCGUGGCUGACCUCUCGGCGCACCUGUACAUGACAGCGGUCACCCCUCCAGCCGACGGUGCGACCGGGGUGCGCCGGUGGCGCCGGCGCGAUUUUAUCGAAUCUGUGGGCGGCAUUGAGAAUGUCGUGGCGAUGGGUUUGAUGGGCGGCGCGACCUCGACGCGUGACGAGGACAAGAACGCGCUCGACGCCGACUUGGGCAGCGAGAUGGGCUUGGACGUGAAUGGCGAAAUAUCGAUUCUGCCAAGCUUGCCACAAGGACGUGAACUCGUCGGCGGGUGGUUUGACCCCAACGACGUGCCGCCGGCGGUGCGCGAUCAUCUCCUCGACCUCUUCUUCUCGCGUCUGUCGGCACAGGCACAUUUCAGCAUCACCAUCCACCUGCCGCGUUUCUACAUGCGCCUGACGUUGCCGCCUGCCAAGCGCCCGCACCCGGGUCUGCUGUACAGCAUGUACGCGACUGCCGCCCGCGUGUCGUCUCAGCCGGCCAUCAAGCAGCUCGAGAGCCAGUUUUUCGAAAUUGCAGACAAGCAGAUUCGUCUUGCUGUGGCCAACCACGACCGUCUGCUUGACGCGUUGCGUGGAAUGGCGCUGUUGACAAACUACCUGUUCGCAAAGGAAAAGUACUCGGUCGGCUACCACAUGUGUGGUGCAGCUGUCAGACUGGCCAUCUCGUGCGGUCUGGACCGGAUCCCAACGUCGGUGUGGACGCCGGCACCGCCAUUCAACGCCGCGAUCCACUGCACGUUGCGCACCGGCGGCUACGCCAUCCCCCCGCCAGAGGACCCCAUUGACCUGGCGGAGCGAAUCUACGCAUUCUGGGCAGUCUACGAGACGGAUCUGUGCACCGCCGUCGGCUACUUGUGGCACACUGGGCUUCCCAUGGAGGACAUUCGCACGCCGUUCCCGCGUCCGAUGAUCGAGUAUGAACUGGGCCUCGUGUCCACUGUCGACGACCUCAGCAUCGAUUCUGUCCUCGACCCAAAGGACAACCCCCGGGGCCUGGACAAUUCCUUUAUUGUUCUUCGCAUGAAGGCCUUGACACUGCUCGCGCGCGUCCUCAAACUCCGCCAGGAGCGGCCAGAGGUCGCCAUGCCCGACAUGUCGCCAGAGCCCGUGGCCUCGGGCCCACACGUGUGCAGCUACCCAGGAUCGUCGCUGCCGCCUUAUGCCACCCACCCAACGGGCUUUGCCAAAGUGAAAGCCGCGCUCGACUAUUACGUCGACCACUUGCCCGACGAGCACCGACCCCCAUGGCGCUGGGACGAGGGCGAUGACGUGAUGUUACCCCGAGUGGCACUGUCGCGCGAAUCCAGUGUCCUCCACUUCCUGGUCGGCAACGCAUACAUGCAGCUGUGGAACAUGCGCGCUCUCGACUCUGACAAUUCCGUCGCCCUCCUCGUGGCCCGCCGCCUCGUCAACGUCAUGUACCUGUACCAAACCGAACCCCUGUCUACCGGAUACGACAUUUUCAUCAUUACCAUCUGGAACGAGGUCGCCAUGGUCCUGGUGCGCGAGAUGAAGCGUCUCCAGCACGUGGGCGAGACGGACCGCGCGCACUUGGUCGAUGGAGACCUGUCCGUCGCCAUUGCGGCCAUGAAGAAGUGGGGCGACGUGGACAUUGCCGCCGAGCACGACGGCAAAGACAUUGCCGUCAUCAAUGGCAAAAUGCUCGAACAGCUGCGGCUCAUGAGCCAGGAGGACUGGGCCGAGGCCAUACAGGAGAGCAGGAGGAGGUAUGGCGGGAUUGACCCGGUGCAUUCCAAGAGCAACCUGGGUCACCAUGGGAUGGACUAG